AUGUCCACCGAAAUGGAACUCGACACAAAACCCCCAGCCGAAGAAGAAAAUAAUCCACCCUCACCCGUUAAUCCCAAACCCUCCACCACCAGCACCACUAACGCCAACAACAACGCAGAAGCCAAAACCGGCGAAGACGCCGUCGCCGUCCGCAGCAUCGAAGGCUGGAUCGUGAUCGCGACAAACAUCCACGAAGAAGCUUCCGAGGAGGACAUUACGGAUCUCUUUGCCGAGUAUGGAGAUAUUAAGAAUUUGCAUUUGAAUCUUGAUCGGAGGACUGGUUAUGUAAAGGGCUACGUUCUGAUCGAAUAUCCUACACAAGCAGAGGCUUCGGCUGCGAUCAAGGCGCUGAAUGGUACGAAAUUACUUGAGCAGACGAUUUCGGUUGAUUAUGCUUUUGUGAGACCGCCUGCGAAGGAUAAGUCGAGAGGGGGACGACAGGGUAAUAAUAGGAAUCGUGGACGGAGUCGCAGUCGCAGUAAGAGUCGCGAUCGAAGUCGGAGUCUGAGCAGGAGUAGGAGUAAGAAUAGGGUGAAGAGUCGAAGUCCUGAUGCUCGGAUGGAUUGA
Molecule: messenger RNA, 567 nt
Organism: Lithohypha guttulata
Lineage: Eukaryota; Fungi; Ascomycota; Eurotiomycetes; Chaetothyriales; Trichomeriaceae
Exons: 2
Coding region: 1-567 (188 amino acids)
Biological process (GO): RNA splicing
Cellular component (GO): cytoplasm; nucleus; exon-exon junction complex
Molecular function (GO): mRNA binding
Source: RefSeq, a predicted model, not a curated record